Molecule: messenger RNA, 1803 nt
Organism: Ustilago hordei
Lineage: Eukaryota; Fungi; Basidiomycota; Ustilaginomycetes; Ustilaginales; Ustilaginaceae
Product: related to multidrug resistance proteins
Exons: 1
Coding region: 1-1803 (600 amino acids)
Biological process (GO): transmembrane transport; basic amino acid transport
Cellular component (GO): fungal-type vacuole membrane
Molecular function (GO): basic amino acid transmembrane transporter activity
Source: RefSeq, a predicted model, not a curated record
AUGGCAUCAUCGCAAACAGAGCGCACACCUCUGCUGGGCGGUGCUCAGCAACGUCAGCCGUCUAUCUCUCGCCAUCGACCUAGUUUCGCCGCCAGCAUCGGUCGACCUGACCUCACUGCCGAAGAGGAAGAUGCCAUCGCACAAGAGUCAGCCUUCAGCGCUGUUCAAGGCGCAGCACACGGAGUUGACCCCAACUCGUCCGCCUUUAUUCCCCUAGAUCAGAGCCACUUCUCCGUCGCAGGCAUCGAUGCGAUUGCUGAAGAGCCUUCCGAGCCUCCUCUGCGGCCCGACAUCUGGGUCAUCAUGGGCGCCAUGUGGAUCGGAAGCUUCUUGGCAGCCUUGGACGGUACCAUCGUGGCCACUAUCAUGACUUCCGUCGGCUCCGAAUUCCGUGUGAGCAAGGAGGUUGGGUGGCUUGGUACAAGCUAUCUGCUCACUCAGACCGCUUUCCAGCCACUCUACGGCAGAGCCUCCGAUAUCUUUGGCAGGAAGGCUGCCACUUUGUUUGCUUCCGUUGUCUUCCUGAUUGGUUCUCUCUUGUGCGGUCUCAGCCAGUCCUUCUGGCAGCUCUGCGCCGCUCGAGCCAUUGCCGGUAUUGGUGGUGGUGGACUGACCACAAUGGCCACUCUGGUCACCAGCGAUCUUGUCAGUCUCAAGGCUCGAGGCACAUGGCAGGGUCUCGGAAACUUGGUCUACGCUACCGGUGCUGCUCUCGGUGGUCCCUUGGGUGGUGCACUCGCCGAUGGUGGUCUUGGCUGGAGGUGCGCUUUCCUGGUCCAAGUUCCGCUCUGUGCAGUGCAUUUUGCCGUGGUCUCGUGGAAGAUCGACAUUCCCGCUGGACCCGGCAGCAUGAUCGAAAAGAUCAAGCGUAUUGAUGCUCUCGGCUCACUUUCGCUCGUCACCUCGGUCACACUUAUCCUGGUUGGUCUCAGUCUUGGAGGCAAUGAGCGCGAAUGGUCGGACAAGCUCGUGCUGGGCUCCCUCAUCGGUGGUGGUGCUGCCCUGGUGCUCUUCGUUCUGAUCGAGCGCUACUUUGCUCGCGAACCACUCAUGCCCAUGUCGGUGCUCUUCAACCGCACGCCAGGCUUCGUUGCUCUUGCCUGCUGGUUCAUUACCAUGUCGCAGUUCGGCAUCAUCUUCAAUGUUCCUACCUACUUCUCGUCCGUCGAACGAACCAGCACUUCGUACGCAGGUCUUCACCUCAUCCCUAACGCCAUCAUCGCCUCGAGCUGCAGUCUUGGAAGUGGUCUCAUCAUGGCGCGUACCGGCAGAUACCGCAAGAUGCUCCUGCUCGGUGGGCUCUUUGGCUUCGUUGGUCCACUCAUGAUGUGCUUCUGGCAUCGUGGAACGUCCGAGUUCUUCUACUGGGCGACAAUGCCCUUCGGAGGUGCUGCUUACGGGUCCAUCCUGACCAUCACAUUGGUGGCUUUGAUCGCAUCGGUCGAUCCUAAAGAUAUGGCCGCUGCAACGGGUGUCACGUAUCUCUUCCGUGCCACUGGUUCUGUUCUCGGCAUUUCUCUUUCCAGUGCUAUUCUACAGAAUAGCUUGCAGAAGAACUUGGAAAAGACCGACAUCCCUCGCAAGGUGAUUCAGAUGAUCCGCCAAGAUGCAAAGACGAUCGAGAACCUGAGCAAGCCGCUUCGUGAGGCUGCCAUCAGCGCUUACGAACAGUCGAUGCAUACCGUCUUCAUUGCGAUUGCAGCUGCUGGACUCAUGGCCUUCGUUGCGCUCUUUUUCAUCGAGGAGCGCGACCUUCCCGGCAAGAAGCUUGCUGCUGCUGCACCUGCACGCUCUCAGCGCUAA